AUGAGGCUCUCUUCAAUUACCCUCCUCGCGCUCGCGACAGCUGUUGUUGCUCAGGAGUCGAGCUCUACAACGACCAAAACCAAGACCAGGGACGCGUCGACUAAGACUGGCAAGAAUUCCAAAGGUACGACAACCGCGGCCGCAAACAAUGCCACCGAUCCCGUGGCUGGCGGCUCAGAUUCCGGGAAGGGCAACUCGACCGCGAUCUCGACCGCGCCUGGCGGCGGCAAGAAAACCGCUACGACCAGCCAGGCCAGUGCCACAUCAUUUGCAUCGGGAACGGGCACUGUCUCGGUCAAUGGCGGUGAUGGCUUAAUUUACUUCAUCUUUGCCGUCGUGGUCUUUAUUCUAGCUCUGACGACCAUCUAUACCCGGCCCACCCCAGCAAUCGACUCCGACGUCCUCGGAAAUACACCACAGUCACCCGCUACAAUGGCUACCACAAGAAACAUCACCUGGCACACCGGCCUCACUCGCCAAGAGCGCAACCAGGCUCGGGGCCAAAAGGGCUACACCAUCUGGUUCACUGGCCUGUCGGCCUCGGGAAAGUCUACCGUGGCCACGGCCCUCGAGCAGCACCUCUUGCACCUGGGUGUGGCUGCCUACCGCCUCGAUGGUGACAACGUCCGCUUUGGUCUCAAUAAGGAUCUCGGCUUUUCCGAGAAGGACCGCAACGAGAACAUCCGCCGCAUCGCCGAGGUCGCCAAGCUAUUUGCCGACUCGUCGACUGUCGCCAUCACAUCCUUCAUCUCUCCCUACCGCGCAGACCGCCAGCUAGCUCGCGAGCUGCAUACGCAGUCUGCCCAGGCCGGCAACGCUCCCCUAGAGUUCAUCGAGGUUUAUGUCGACAUCCCGAUCGACGUCGCAGAGCAGCGGGACCCCAAGGGCCUGUACAAGAAGGCCCGCGCUGGCGAAAUCAAGGAGUUCACCGGCAUUUCAGCACCAUACGAGGCUCCCCUGGAAGCCGAGAUCACCAUCAAGACGCACGAAAACACCGUCGAAGAGUGCGUCGCACAGAUAGUGGAGUACCUGAAGAGCAAGAGCCUCCUGUUUAUUCCGACUGCGUCUGUAUAG
Sporothrix brasiliensis 5110 is the source of this 1074-nucleotide messenger RNA. RefSeq lists its product as uncharacterized. Gene Ontology annotation, biological process: sulfate assimilation. Gene Ontology annotation, molecular function: ATP binding; adenylylsulfate kinase activity. The record is from RefSeq and is a predicted model, not a curated record. The transcript has 4 exons. Bases 1 to 1074 code for a protein of 357 amino acids. Lineage: Eukaryota; Fungi; Ascomycota; Sordariomycetes; Ophiostomatales; Ophiostomataceae.